AUGAACCGGAAAAGGGGCGAGAAAGAGAGAAGAAAAUUGAAGAUUGGAAGCAGUAAAAGCCUUGAUAAAUAUGAAAAGGAAAUGUCCAUAAAGGACAAACAAAGGUGUAAGGAAAGCAACAAAAAGAAGGGCCAACAAGGAAAAGACAGAAGGCUAAAAACAGUGCCUGAUCCCACACUCCUUGACUAG
Molecule: messenger RNA, 189 nt
Organism: Dovyalis caffra
Lineage: Eukaryota; Viridiplantae; Streptophyta; Magnoliopsida; Malpighiales; Salicaceae
Source: the annotation of a GenBank genome assembly